Molecule: messenger RNA, 1182 nt
Organism: Aspergillus mulundensis
Lineage: Eukaryota; Fungi; Ascomycota; Eurotiomycetes; Eurotiales; Aspergillaceae
Product: BTB/POZ domain-containing protein
Exons: 2
Coding region: 1-1182 (393 amino acids)
Molecular function (GO): protein binding
Source: RefSeq, a predicted model, not a curated record
AUGCAGCCAGAUUAUGUGCUUGACCCUCGCGGCAAGGUCAUCCUCGUCGUCCACAAGCCCAACGCCCCAUUCGCCGCGUGGUUCCCCCCAGUUCUUUGCAGCACUUCCUCAGACCCGGCGACCUCGGAUCCAACAAGAACGAACCAUGAAAACAGUACUGAGAGAGACGUUGGGAAUAAUGAUAGUUGGGGGAAUGGAAGCACCAACGACGAAGAAUCUCCUGCGUUGGAGUCCGAAACCGAGAAAGACGCCGAGGGCGAUGGUAACACCCAGACAACAGAAGUUCAGACCCAGCAAUCCGAAAAGGACGCCGACGAGGCAGCUCCAGACGUCCAGAUCCAAGUCUCGGAGAGACACCUCACUCUCGUUUCCCCGGUCUUCGAGAAGAUGCUUUGGGGCGACUUCAAAGAGGCCAAGGAGUACAAAGAAAAAGGCUCGGUAGUAAUCGAUGUCGGCAGCUGGGACGUGGACGCCUUGCUAAUCGUCCUCAACAUCCUGCAUUGCCAACGCUUGGGGAUUCCUAAGAAAGUGACCGUAGAGCAGAUGGCACAAAUCGCGGUUAUAGCGGACUACUACAGCUGCGAUUUCGUGCGAUUUUUCGGCAGUUUAUGGGCUCCGUGUCUCCCUAAGAAGCCAUGCACAUCAGACCCCCGGGAGUUGAUGUUGGGGCUUUGGAUUGCCUAUUUCUUCCGUCACUCACUUACCUUUACCAACUAUUCGCGUGCUAUAAUGGAAUAUAGCGAGUCUAUCAUUUCGUCACUUGGUCUACCCCUGCCAGUUACGGUAAUAGAUGCUAUGAACGAUAAGAGGAUCGAGGCCAUCAGUCGAGCUGUCAGCGAGAUGUAUGAGCAGAGAGACUGUCUGCUUUCGGACACUAUACCCAUUACACAGAACUGCGACUCGGAGUGUAGAUCCGUGCUACUGGGCGCAUUCAUGAGACACAUGUACAAGCACCAGUUCCACGUCCAGGCACCAGAGGCCCCCUACGUCGGGAUACAACUUGCCAGAGCCCGCGAGGUUAGGAAUUUUCAAGCCCGGUUGUGGAUGAGGCGUUGCGAGCGUGAGGAGGAAAGCUCGAGCGACUUGUUCGAAUACCACGACUGUAAUGAAGAUAAUGCCUUUAGGGCUCGCUUCGAGGCAUCGUCGCCUAGUGGACUGGACCUGGCCGAGUACACGAACUGA